AUGGAGCCGGCCGGCCUGGCAGUUGGUCUCCUUGGCUUGGCUGGGCUCUUCAACACGUGCCUGGAAGUAGUAAACAAGUACGACUCGUGGAAGGGCUUUGGUGCUGACCUGCGUUCUCUGACGGCACAAUUCGAGACACAGAAAAUCCGCCUGGAACGAUGGGGCGAGGUAGUUGGCAUUCAACUCGAUGGCCUAUCGGACCAGCAUCACGAACUACUCGACGAUCCCCUGAUUUUGUCGAAUGUCAAGGAUGUUCUGUUGUCUAUUAAGGAUACUUGUGGCCUUGAAAGUAAUGUCGGUCCAACAACUGCGUCUGGAAAGCAUGAUCACACAGGUGCACCGCGUGGGCUGAGAAGACAGAGGCUCAAUUGGGCGUUACGGAAUAAGGAAAAAUGGAUCGCGCAGGUUGCUCAAUUUUCAUCCAUGGUAGAUGGCCUACAUAACAUGGUACCAGUAGAGCGAGGAAGUGGAUUGAGCCACGUUUUGACGGAUCAGGCGCCUUGGCUGCUCGAUAUAAAGCAAGUGCUAGCCGGAAUAGAACAGGAAAAAGAAGUCGAGAGAAGACGCGAUAUACGGGCAUGGCUGUUAGGUGACCACCGCCAGAGCGAGAUUUAUGAGGUAUAUGUCAACAGGAGCGUCCAAGGGUCCUGUGAAUGGGUCUUAGACCGUCCCUGGUUCCGGGAGUGGUCCUCAAGCGACUUCCCCUCGGGGUCAGCCAAGUAUCUGUGGAUAAAUGGCCCUGCUGGCUUUGGGAAAUCCAUAUUGUGCGCCAAAGUCAUUCAACAUCUGAUUGUCAGUCUGGAUACGCCAGUGGCAUACUUUCUUUGCGAUUCCGAGACCCGAGACCCCUUCGUGGCGGUACGAUUCUGGCUAUUCCAGCUCUUGUCUCGCCAAAGGGUAUUCGCAAUAGUCCGUGGGAAAUGGGAAACAACGGAAGCACAGAGUGCAACGCGCGGGGACAUUUUCAUCCUUCUCCAGGAGAUCGUCUCGACAGUUCCCGGAUGCACGCUUGUACUGGAUGGACUGGAUGAAUGCGACUUCGCGAAAGGAUCCUGGCCAGGAAGCGCGGACGACUCUAUCCCUAAAUUUCUUGAAUCAUUGCGUCAGGCAACCACAGGCACAUCUACCCGCCUUUUGAUCAUGAGCCGCAACGAACCUGAAAUACGAUAUGGCUUGUUGGACGGCGGUCCUGACGAUGAUGUAUAUGAGCAUCAGAUCACCCCCGAUGAUGUCCGAGAUGAUGUGGUAGCGUACUCUCGAAGCGUUGUCAACGAAAAGCUGUCCAAGAAGCCAGGUUCAAUCAAAGAUGGCAUUACGCAGCGGCUCGCUAAAGGCUGCAAUGGACAGUUUCUAUGGGUCAGAUUGCAGAAAGAGACUCUGCGCAGCGGCAAGAGUGAAAGGCAACUCCAGGAAGCCAUUAGUUCCACGCCACCUGGGAUUGAACAUUUCUACGAACGGAACUGGAAGAAGAUAAUGAAUCUACCUGACGCAGAUAGAGCUCGUGCUUUCUCUAUCCUGCACUGGACAAGUUUUAGUGUACGGCCACUGACAGUGAGCGAGAUAUCUGGGGCGCUAGUUGUCGGUGAUGAUAGUGAAGAACUGCAGCUUGAUGAUGUACCAGAUAGCAUCGAUGAGGACUACGUCAGCACCGAGAUAACAGAGCUCUGUGGAUCCCUAUUGGAAUUAAGAGACCCUCAGGGCAACGGAGAUCCAAGGUACAAGACAUUACACUUGACACAUUUCUCAGUGAAGGAGUACUUGCUCCGCAAUAUUCCCACUCAGCGUAGGGUUCUGCAGCUCAAUGCGUCGCUUACCCAGUCAACUGACGCCAUCGAGAGUAUGGUGCUCGCGAGAAAAUGCCUUCGCUUUGUGAACUGUAAAGAAGCUUGGCCCGGGACCGUUACCCUGGAGGCUGAGGGUGUUUUAGGCGCUUUCCGAGCAUAUGCAGCAGGGUCCUGGUACCAAAAGGCUAUGCUACGAGAUAUUAGCGACUCUGAAUUGGUGAAUUGCAUCAACAGAUUGUUUAAUCCGCUUAACCCGAACUGGACUCCGUGGAAGACUUGGUUUGACCUGAACUUCUACAGGGAGCAGAGCCAGCCUACACCACGCGGAGCGGAAACUGCCAGCCCGUUGUGCUAUGCUGCUCGGCUUGGGCUCGAAAAGACCGUAAAGUAUUUGAUCCGUGAGGUGAAGUGUGACGUGGAUUCCAGAGGCUAUUAUGGAGAGACACCUCUCGUAGCAGCCAGUACAGAAGGGGAUUUGGAAAUUGUCACAGCUCUACUCGAACAAGGGGCUGACCCGUCACUGGCAGAUAUGGACGGCCAAACACCUUUAAAUCUCGCCUCGUACUAUGGCCACACGGAGGUAGUCAAGCUACUUAUUGAGUUUGAUGCAGAAGUUAAUAUCGACACAAACCAUGGCCAGAGUCCAAAUAAUAUCGUAAACAUCUCUCAUAGAGGCGGAUGGACACCAAUUUACUCAGCAGCCUACAUGGGCCAUACUGAAGUAGUUAGGGCACUUCUUCAGUAUGGUGCGGAUAUCAACACUGCAUGUUAUGAUGGUUGGAGACCGAUUAUUGCAGCUGCUGAACAUGGCCGUAUUGAAGUCGUUAAGAUCCUUCUUCAGCACGGGGCAGACGUCAACAUUGCAACAAAUAAUGGAUGGACACCCAUUAAUGCCGCCGCCAGCCGCGGCCAUACUGAGGUGGCCAAUUUGCUUCUCGACUAUGGUGCAAAUGUUGACACACCAGAUAGCACUGGAACUACUCCCCUGGUGGCCGCCUUGCUCGCAAACAAUUCUGACAUGGCCAAGCUGUUGCUUUAUUGGGGUGCGGACAGUACUGUAAAGGAUUCUUUCGGUCGUACACCAGUCAUGUAUGCGUCAUGGAAUGGUGAUCCUCAGAUUAUGGAACUACUUCAGCAAAACGGUGCAAAUCCCGCAGAUGCCAGUGAGACAGGGGAAACUGCAUUGCAUUUCGCCGCGUACGCUGGCCGAAUCAAGUCGGCUGAGAUACUCCUCCGAUCAUCACUCGUGAACGUUGACGCCCUGGAUCGAGCCAAUCGAACACCACUCUUUACUGCUGCUUCCCGUGGCCAUCUCAGUAUGGUUGACACCCUCCUUUCGCACAAUGCCAAUCCAAACCAUACGGAUAGCUACGGUUCGAUGCCCCUAUCUGUGGCGGUCAGAAAUGGCCGUGUAGAUGUUGUCAAACAGUUGAUCAUGCUUACCGAGGACCCUGUCAACCGUAAAGACGGAUUCGGGAGGACCUUGCUUUGGUGGGCUUCGAAAGUCGGAGAAACCAAAAUCAUGGAAAUUCUGCGUGACUGGGCCCGGGACAAUGGAAUAAAGUCCGAUGAUAUUGAUUUCAGUGUGGAAACAUCUACCCUUCCUUUGGCCGAACCAGAUAUUAAGAAGAUCUGUGAUGUGUGCACGCGAGAUAUCCUCACUGAUGACCCUUACCACAGCUGCGAAACUUGCUUUGAUUUUGAUGUUUGCGUUGAGUGCUUCGAGAUGGGCAUGCGCUGCCUGAGUUCGUCUCACCAAUGGACCUACCAUCAGUCAGAGGGACAGGUUUAA
Molecule: messenger RNA, 3576 nt
Organism: Aspergillus puulaauensis
Lineage: Eukaryota; Fungi; Ascomycota; Eurotiomycetes; Eurotiales; Aspergillaceae
Exons: 3
Coding region: 1-3576 (1191 amino acids)
Molecular function (GO): protein binding
Source: RefSeq, a predicted model, not a curated record